Molecule: messenger RNA, 4175 nt
Organism: Alosa sapidissima (American shad)
Lineage: Eukaryota; Metazoa; Chordata; Actinopteri; Clupeiformes; Clupeidae
Gene: exoc6b
Product: exocyst complex component 6B
Biological process (GO): Golgi to plasma membrane transport; exocytosis; intracellular protein transport
Cellular component (GO): exocyst; membrane
Source: RefSeq, a predicted model, not a curated record
GCAAACGAGAGGUGUAGUUUGGCAUGGAAGAUGGCGAGUGUGGAAGCCGCUGCGGAACAUGAACGAAUUUUACGGGAGAUUGAAAGCACCGACACUAAUUGUAUUGGACCUACUCUCAGGUCAGUCUACGAUGGCCAGGCACAUGGCUUCUUCAUGGAAAAGUUGGAGGGGAGGAUCCGGAACCAUGACCGUGAGAUUGAGAAGAUGUGCAACCAUCACUUCCAGGGCUUCGUGGACUCCAUUACGGAGCUGCUCAAAGUGCGGGCAGAGGCCCAGAAGCUGAAGAGCCAAGUGACCGACACCAACUCACGGCUCCAGGAUGACGGAAAAGUGAUCCUGACAACCAUGGAGGAACUGACGCAGUGUCGGGUCCAGCAGAGGAACAUCGCCACCACUGUGGAAAAGCUCACCCGCUGCCUGCCCGUACUGCAGAUGUAUAGCAAGCUACAAGAACAGAUGAAGACCAAACGGUACUAUCCAGCACUGCGGACCCUGGAGCAGCUGGAACAGCGCUGUCUGCCGCAGGCGGGAGAGUACCGCUUCUGUGCCAUCAUGGCCGAGAACAUCCCGCUGCUGCGCGUCCGCAUCCGAGACGUGUCUAUGUCGGACCUCAAGGACUUCCUGGAGAGCAUCCGCAAGCACUCGGACAAGAUCGGCGAGACGGCCAUGAAACAGGCCCAGGCCCAGGACCAGCGCUCCCUGAACAGUGCAGGCCUGCAGCAGAGAGGAGGCAGUGGGCGCCGUGUCCGGAAGGUGUCGCCCAGUACCGAGCUGGACGGCCAAAGCAGCAGCCCCCUCUCCGAGCAGGACUCCGGCAUCCUGGACGUGGAGGACGAAGAGGACGAUGAAGAGGAGGAGGUGCCUGGUGCACAGGAGCUAGUUGACUUCUCUCCUGUCUACCGCUGUCUGCACAUCUACACAGUCCUGGGUGCCAGGGACACGUUCGAGAGCUACUACAGGAAGCAGAGGAGGAAACAAGCACGGCUGGUGCUGCAGCCACACUCAAACAUGCAUGAAACCCUGGAGGGAUACAGGAGGUACUUCAAUCAAAUAGUGGGGUUUUUUGUGGUGGAGGAUCACGUCCUUCACACGACCCAGGGGCUGGUCAACCGGGCGUACGUGGAGGAGCUGUGGGAGAUGGCCCUGUCCAAGAGCAUCGCAGCGCUGCGCACACACUCGUCGUACUGCACUGAUCCAGACCUGGUGCUGGAUCUGAAGAACCUCAUUGUGCUUUUUGCAGACACACUACAGGGUUAUGGGUUCACCGUUAACCAGCUGUUUGACAUGCUUCUGGAGAUGCGGGACCAAUAUGGGGAGAUCUUGCUGAAGAAAUGGGCCGUGUCCUUCAGGCAAAUCCUGGACCAGGACAACUACAGCCCCAUCCCAGUAGCCACUCCGGAAGAGUACCACAGCAUCAUCAGUCAGUUCCCCUUCCAGGACCCGGAGCUGGACAAGACUCCAUUUCCUAAGAAGCUGCCCUUCUCAGAGUUUGUGCCUAAAGUCUACUGCCAGCUGAAGGAGUUCAUCUACGCCUGUCUGAAGUUUUCUGAGGACCUACACCUCAGUUCGACAGAGAUUGAUGACAUGAUCCGCAAAUCCACCAACCUGUUGCUCACGAGGACUCUUAGCAACUGCCUUCAGUAUGCCAUCAAGAAGAAGAAUGUAGGACUAGCGGAGUUGGUGCAGGUCAUCAUCAACACUACUCACCUGGAGCAGUCAUGCCACUACCUGGAGGAGUUCAUCUCCAACAUCACCAGCGUUCUCCCCGACAACAUGAACGCCACCAAACUCUACGGCACCUCCACCUUCAAGGAUGCGCGCCAUGCGGCGGAAGAAGAGAUCUACACUAAACUCAACCACAAGAUUGACCAGUUCCUGCAGCUGGCCGAUUAUGAUUGGAUGGCGACGCAGGCGGCAGGGCAGGCCAGUGACUACCUGAGUGACCUCAUCGCCUUCCUCUGCAGCACCUUUGCCGUCUUCACCCACCUGCCUGGCAAGGUGGCCCAGACGGCCUGCAUGUCGGCCUGUAAGCACCUCUCCACCUCCCUGCUCCAGCUGCUGCUGGAGGCCGACGUCCGGCAGGUGUCCAUGGGAGCGCUGCAGCAGUUUAACGUGGACGUGAGGGAGUGCGAGCGGUUUGCCAGGGCGGGCCCGGUGCCGGGCUUCCAGGGGGACACACUGCUGCUCGCCUUCAUCGACUUGAGACAACUCCUUGAUCUCUUCACCCAGUGGGACUGGUCCACGUACCUGGCGGACUACGGGCGCCCCACCUGCAAAUACCUGCGGGUGAACCCGCACACCGCCCUGGUGCUGCUGGAGAAGAUCUCGCGCGCAAUGAAGGACACCAGCCGGAAGAACAACAUGUUCUCGCAGUUCCGCAAGAACGAGCGCGACAAGCAGAAGCUCAUCGACACUGUGGUCAAGCAGCUGAAGAACCUCAUCUCCUCACACCAGUCCUGAAGAUGCAGUCCUCUCAUUGGCAGCCGGGUGUCAGCUGACACACUCCAGUCCUCACCUCAUUGGUCACCUCUGCCAUCACAGUGAAAAAGCAGCAUGUUUCUUCAUCCCCACAACCUACCUAGUUGUGCCAGUCACACCACCAUCACAUCUACCCACCCUAUGCGUAUAUUUGCUUCAUUCAGAUGUGCCACCUGCCUCUCUUAAGCACGUUUGUCCUCACAAGUCUCCUGUCUUGUGAAACGGGAUGACUUUUCAACCCCCAACAAGAAGAGAGUUGCUCCUUCUCUUCUCCUGUCCUUUCCUCGGAGUUCCUGUCUUCCCAUAGGAUUUGUUACAAGCACAGGAAGGGAUAUGGACACCGUUUCAUUCCCUUCGCCUCAGACCAGAACAGACUGGUUCGGACGCAGGGUGCACAGUGCCAGGUCACCCCAGCCACACAGAAGUGUUGUUCACAAGAUGCUGGAAGACCUUUUUUUUUACCCCAUUGCGCAUUCAAGUUUGCCGAGGUGGUACAUUAGUUACUGAUGCCUGUGUGUGUGUGUGUGUGUGUGUGUGUGUGUUUUCACAGCUGUUGAAAGACUUAAGUUUGUAAAAGGAUCAAAUGAUUUUGACUGCUAGCCAUUUUUGUUGUCUCGUAGCCUGUGGUCAGUGCACAGUUUUUUUUUUUUUUUUUUUCUAACCUGAUUGAACUGGAACACUCUCACUGAUUGUAUGCGCUAGCCAAGGUGACCAUAGGAAGCUUUUAGUAGGCCACAGCCGGGGAAGGUAAAUUGUUUGUCGGAGAAUGAGAGUUGAAUUUAUGAAAAAAGAGGAGUGCCAUAGCCUUAGUGUAUGCCUUAAGCCUUUGGCAUGCUUCGCAUGCUUCUCCUUGUCUUACAGUUACGAAUAUAACCUGUAUAACUCUAUUGUAUAGACACCUUUUAAUAUUGUUGUGAGACAGUUAGUGUAGGCACUGGAUACAAAGGGUCUAGUCUUCCAUAAAUAUAAGUGUGUGUGUGUGUGUGUGACAGAGGAGAGGAGUGACAGUUAAGCAUUUUUACAAAACCUUCAUUGUAUGAAUGAUGGGUUCUUUUUGUCAUUUUAAACUUUUCCUGGUUGAUAGGUGCAAUACAAUAUCCAAGUGUAAGAAAAGUGUAUAUGGCUGAUCUGGGUCUGAGCAGACAAAAUGGACUUGAUGUGGUUGAUUUAAAUCUCAUCAAACUGUUCCAGUUCAGUGUGGGUGCUUAUUCGAGUGGUCACUCUGCACCCAAACAAAGGGAUUCAGACUGGUUGAAAGAUAAGGAAGAAAGGGAAGAUGCUGUCCUUUCAGCUUUAAAGGGACACGAUGCAUCAUGUUCAGAUUUUAUGAGAGAGAGAGAGAGAGAGCGAGAGAGUGUGUGUGUGUGUGUGCAUGAAGGCAUGUGUGUGUUCAUCCAACUGGAGUUCCGAGGAAAAGACACACUGUUGUGCUUGCGUGUAUAUGUUUGUGUGUAUGUCGACAUUUUGCUUCUUCUUUUGGGCCACAGUCCGAGUCGAUGCCCAAGUGAUACAGAGAGCUUGUUGCCACAAGAACCCAUUGGUUUGAAAUGAAACUGUUUUGAUGGGGUUCUCUGUCAACUGACACUGCUGCACUAUACAGUUUUGUUAUGUUAAACCACUAAUGGAUAAUUUUGCAAUACUAAUAAAGCUUAAACAAAUGGCCAAGAGCAAUACUGAAUAAAUCAACCAAACUGAAA